This is a messenger RNA of Cercopithifilaria johnstoni, 237 nucleotides long. The record is from the annotation of a GenBank genome assembly. Lineage: Eukaryota; Metazoa; Nematoda; Chromadorea; Rhabditida; Onchocercidae.
AUGAAUCAUACGUUCACGUCUGUCACUGUCGGACACACUCUCGUCCUGUAUCGAGGUCUUGUUUCUGUUACGCUCGUUCACUCUGCCUGUUCGCCUGUCUAUCCUUCCUCAUACGCCAUUGGUUUUCUCACAACAAUGCACUCGCAUCCUCCUGCCUCCUUCGCAACUCGCCCACACGUUCUCGUUCUUCUAUGGUUUUCCAAACUGCGUGCUGGUCGUGAGGCCCACGCGAGCUGA